AUGGCUGCGGUUUACCCAAGAACGUGCUACAAGUGUGGUCAGAUUGGCCAUUUUGCCGAAAACUGCCAGGAGGUGGAGAGAUUGUGCUACAACUGUCGUCUGCCCGGCCACAAGUCUUCCGAAUGCACGGAGCCAAAGCAGACCACCCAGAAGCAGUGCUACAACUGCAACCAAUUGGGCCAUUUGCAAAGCGAGUGCCCAGAGCCAAUCAAGGAGUCUGGCAGCGGUGCUAAGUGCUACAACUGUGGUCGCUUUGGACACAUCGCCAGAGCCUGCACCAAGCAACGCUCUCCAGCUGAGGCUUCCCCAGCCGUUCCCGGUGCUACCAACGUUGCCCCAGGUGGAGCUGGUUACAAGGCCGGAAUCACCUGCCACAAGUGCGGUGGUGCCAACCACUUUGCUCGUGACUGCCAGAGCGGUGUUGUCAAGUGCUACGCCUGUGGAAAGACCGGUCACAUCUCUAAGGACUGCUCUUCUGCCAGCGUUAGUUCGAAGGCGUGCUACACCUGCGGCGAGCCAGGUCACAUUUCCCGUGACUGUGACAAAAGAGACGAGUAA
Messenger RNA from Kuraishia capsulata CBS 1993, 558 nucleotides. RefSeq lists its product as uncharacterized. Gene Ontology annotation, cellular component: cytoplasm. Bases 1 to 558 code for a protein of 185 amino acids. Gene Ontology annotation, biological process: positive regulation of cytoplasmic translation. NCBI's taxonomy places the organism in Eukaryota, Fungi, Ascomycota, Pichiomycetes, Pichiales, Pichiaceae. The transcript has a single exon. Gene Ontology annotation, molecular function: zinc ion binding; translation regulator activity; mRNA binding. The record is from RefSeq and is a predicted model, not a curated record.